AUGAUCUCCCCGCAGAGUCAAGUCUAUGAAAGGCAACGAGUACAUGCUCCGAAUUCUCUGAGGACAUCACGAACCGCUUCCCCUAUCGCUCCAUCUGCCCCCCUUUUCGAACCUUCUACAUCGCAGGAAGAAGCAUUACCUCAUGCUGGUCUGUCCCUCCUGUUAGAACGAUUUGAGACUGCAAAGACUACUAUCGCUGGCACUGAUGCUACUCAUCUGAAUGCUCGAGAAGUUCCCCUGGGUCGUGCAAUUUUAAAGUCAAGCCGUCCAGCUCACGGUCGUCAAACAUACCCCGAUCGACAUUUGUGGGGCGAGAUCAUCACUGAUCCUAAGUUGCUCCGAGGGAAGAAGUAUCGGCGUGAAGCUGAAAUAUCUGGUGAUUCCUCAACACGAAUUGAUGUGAAUGAAUUGCAUAAAGUACAAAAUGAGCUUUUGGAUAAUAAUCAAAAGCUAUUGCCACCGCUAUUCAGCAGUGGUGGUUCCACGCAAAAGAAAUCAUCAGGUCAACCAUUCCCUGAAGGUAAGCUAAAACAUCACAGAAAGGAUACCACAACGAAGUCAUCAAGCUCAACCCCAAAAUCUACAUCUGAUCAUGUUCAGCGGGAAGCAUUUCGAUCACCCUUUGAGGUGAAUGACAAAGUCUCGUCAAAGGCAAAUUUAGAGGUAUAUGACCGAGAAACAUCACCAAUUUUCCGCCACUUCCAAUUUAGCAAUUAUACAUCUGAGGAGGGUCGAUUCGUGAGCAGCUGGUCGAAUAAUAAACCUGAUAAAAGAACUGUGAGAAUAUCAAGAAUAUCAGGUCCGAUUGAUAUUACUGAAUCCUCACAGCCGCUAAUUGUGGCUCCUACAACACUGCCGUUCAAAGUAGAUGACCCAAAUUGUGCAGUGAAGGCACUGUCACAUUCUGCGGUUCACACCGUGGCGUUAGACAUGCCCACAAAUGCAUUGGAAAACCUCACAAUUCUGCCGGAAGAUCCACUAUUCCUGUCAAAUGCGAUCAAUAAUGUCACUCAAAAUAGCGAUGAUAAUGCCCCAUCAGAAAUACCUCGGCGAAAAAAAGCUUCAAAUGUUCAAGGUAAUGGACCUACCUCAAGAAUGCAGCGUUCUCGAUCGCGGAGUCGAGAACGUCGGCGUUCUUCUAAUGGAAGCGAACUUCGGCUUAACCAUAGGCGUAACCUGAUAUACUCACGCCCUGUUCGCCGACGAAGCACGAGCUCUGUACGUUCACAGCGAAGAAAGCAAGCUUUAUCAGAAACACGUCGCAAGAAGAAUCUGAAACCUACAUCUCGGUCUCGCUCAGAACCUUUUUUACCUCAUUAUGAUGAAAUUCCCCUUGGUCAAGUCCCGCCCUAUUGUGAAAACCUCAAUAAAGCUGUUGAUUUGAUCCUGUUCGACCCCAGGUAUGCCUAUCCUGUACUUCGCUUUAAUCGAAAAUUGAUCAACAGCACGGGAGAAUUACUGGUAACCAUCACGAAGCUCCUGGAUAUGCAUCUUCUCCCUGGUGACAUUGAUAUCCACGAAAUACGACGUGUUGACGACAGAAAAUUCAAUGAUAUCUUGCCAGAGCUAUUAAUUAGCCCGAGUCAUCGCCGUCGUCGUCGCCAUCGUCGUCAUCGCCAUCGUCAUCGCCAUCAUCCCCGUGAAGAGCCAUCAGCCGGAAGUCCAGAAAUCGAGGGUUUGUCUGGCAAUACUCAGGCUCUGAGGCCCCUUAGAGACCGUUGA
Messenger RNA from Diutina rugosa, 1722 nucleotides. RefSeq lists its product as uncharacterized. The coding region runs from base 1 to 1722 and encodes 573 amino acids. The record is from RefSeq and is a predicted model, not a curated record. The transcript has a single exon. Lineage: Eukaryota; Fungi; Ascomycota; Pichiomycetes; Serinales; Debaryomycetaceae.